UGUAGGUCAAUUUUCUCAUUUAUUAAGCUUAUACCAUUGUUGCAUUCUAAACUUUUAGAGGACCUGCUUAAAUACAAGUCUAUUUUCCUCUAGAAGCCUCACAUCACUGAGAAGGUUGUAGGUCGACUUUCUCCUUUAUCAAGCAAUACUAUUGUCACAUCUAAAAAUGCAGGACAUGCUUAACUACAAGCCUAUUUUCCUAUAGAAGCCUCAUAUCUUCUGUUUUUUUUUUUUUUUGAAAAUCUCUGUCCAAUGGUGAUGCACAGGGAUUGUGUUAUUUUCACUUUAGGACUAAUUUAUUGUUUGAAAAUUUACUGACUUAUGAGCUGCGUUUGAUUAUGUAGUUGACGACGAAUACAUUAUUGUUGGAUCUGCCAACGUCAACUAAAGAUCAAUGGAUGGUGCAAGGGACUCGAAAAUAGCCAGGGGAGCCUACCAACCUCACCACUUGGUGACAAGGAACCAACGAGCACAAGGUCAAAUCCACGGUUUCCGAAUGGCUCUGUGGUAUGAGCACCUUGGCAUGCUUGAUGAUUCUUUAAAGCGCCCUGAAAGCAGUGAGUGUGCUGAGAAGGUUAAUCGAUCUGCAGACAAGUACUGGGAUCUCUAUUCAAGCAAAUCUCCUGAGCGUGAUUUGCCUGGUCACCUAUUUCACUAUCCUAUUGGUGUCUCUAGUGAAGGAUAUGUCUCAGAGCUCCCAGGCUUUGAGUUCUUCUCCGACACCAAGGCACGCGUGCUCGGUGUUAAAUCUGACUAUCUCCCACCAAUCUUAACUACCUAAUCUAAUCAAUAUUGAGAAGUAACAUCCCAUCUUCUCAUGCUUUUGUGAAUCAUACUGGA
This is a messenger RNA of Beta vulgaris subsp. vulgaris (sugar beet), 840 nucleotides long. Its product is annotated as phospholipase D alpha 1-like. The coding region runs from base 395 to 781 and encodes 128 amino acids. Gene Ontology annotation, cellular component: plasma membrane. Gene Ontology annotation, molecular function: D-type glycerophospholipase activity. The transcript has a single exon. NCBI's taxonomy places the organism in Eukaryota, Viridiplantae, Streptophyta, Magnoliopsida, Caryophyllales, Amaranthaceae. Gene Ontology annotation, biological process: phospholipid catabolic process. The record is from RefSeq and is a predicted model, not a curated record.